CGCCACCAUACGCGAAUGGGUAGAAGUUGAGCCUCUGCUGAGGCUUCUGCUUCGCCCAGCUGAUCGACUACCUCGUGCUUGCUCGUGCCUAGACGUCAGUUGAGCAAAAAUGGUGUUAUACAAUGUGUUGUUGAAUGGGGUGAGAAUGUUGCCACUUGUUAGAACUAUAGUAGUUGAUAGUGCUUGUGGUGGGUAUAUUGCACAGAUGACAAAUAUCAGUUUCACAAAUAUAAGUAAACAUUGUUCGUAUUCUACGAAUUCAAAGAGAAUAACUGAACGUCAACUCAACCCUCAAUCAACCAACAUCGAUUCACCCAAUGGACCACCUGUGAGUCCUAAAAUUACCGUUCUGUCUGGAGUAUCAUCGGUUGUCAUAAUGACUCUAGAAGCAGCAGAGCGAAUAGCCAAACGUAGGAAUCUGAGACUGGUCAAAAUUACUGACUAUGAUCCAAAGACACGCAAGCCUACUUACAAAAUGAUGACAGGUGCUGAAUACUUCCAAGACGAACCUAACAGGCGGCAGCAAAAAGUGCUGAAAAGACAGACCGAAAUUAAGGAUUUCAAACUGAUUUCUAUGACAACUAAAAUUGACAAUAACGACUUGAAGUCCAAGACAAAAAGUAUUGUUAAGUGGUUGAGCAAAAGACAUGAAGUUAGAGUCACUGUUGGUAUUCUGCAAAACAUUCAGACGGCGGAAAACAUAUGCACGUUAAUUGAAAAUGAGACUAAGCAUCUUGGAAAAAUUCAAUCAAAAUUGCAAAAGGGUAAUUCGAUAAGGUUCCAAAUUAUGCCAGAUGUGGAAAAGAUUGAAAUACAAAAACCUGAAGAAGCUGAAGCAAAGACAAAACCUCAAGAAUCCACUUGAUCCUCCAUAUGUUUAUGGAGUGUUUGCAAUUGUAGCAUACUCAUUUUGUCAUUGUUUAUUAUGUUCUUACUGCAAGUCAUUUGUAUCAUAAAUUAGUGACUUACGAGAUUAAAAAAUUUCCAACAACUUACGAGUAUAAAUGGAUAAUGUUGUAAAUAGGUUGGAAGGACAAAGCAGAAUAAUUGUUGUGAGAAAAUGGAAGAGAAUUCCACUUUUAAUGCGUACACUCAAUUAUUGAUAGAUUUAUAUUUUUGCGAAAUUAUAAAUUCAAUGUUACAUAGAAUGAAAAAUGUCUCUCAUGAUUAAACGGAGUGUGUGACAAAA
Athalia rosae (coleseed sawfly) is the source of this 1189-nucleotide messenger RNA. RefSeq names its product translation initiation factor IF-3 (gene mIF3). Gene Ontology annotation, molecular function: translation initiation factor activity; ribosome binding. Gene Ontology annotation, biological process: ribosome disassembly; mitochondrial translational initiation. Bases 110 to 865 code for a protein of 251 amino acids. Gene Ontology annotation, cellular component: mitochondrion. The record is from RefSeq and is a predicted model, not a curated record. The transcript is spliced from 2 exons. NCBI's taxonomy places the organism in Eukaryota, Metazoa, Arthropoda, Insecta, Hymenoptera, Athaliidae.